GAGCCCCAGAGGCCGGACAGCUUCCUGGAGAAGUUUACGAUGGCAGGAGGGGCGGUGAGUGAAGGACAGGACCUCAGGAGGGCCGCCGGCUGCUGCAGGAUUAAGGACUUCGCCGACCGCGACUUCACCGUCGACACUUCCAAGGAAUUCUACUAUAGAUGGUUAUGCGUGAUGAUGAUGACGCUGGUCUACAACCUUAUCAUGAUCAUCGGCCGAGCUGUGUUCUGGGAGCUGCAGAACGUCUUGCCUUCAAUAUGGUAUUUCCUGGACUACACUUGUGACGUCAUCUACAUCCUUGACAUGGCCGUUCGUGUCAAUGAAGGUUACCUGGAGCAAGGCCUGCUGGUGCGAGAUCGUAAGAAGCUCCUAAGGAAUUACUUGCGGUCGAACGUGUUCAAGUUAGACGUGAUAUCCAUCUUGCCUACAGAUAUUGCCUACAUCUUCAUAGGCCUACGAUGUGAUCAACGUGUGCCUUGUCCAGUUCUCGUCAGGUUAAACAGACUUUUUAGAAUACCGCGCAUGGGCGAAUUCUUCGAGAAAACGGAGACGCUAACCAACUACCCUAACGUGUUCCGCAUCUGCAAGAUAGUUUUCUACAUCCUCGUCAUCAUCCACUGGAACGCCUGUCUUUACUUCGCCAUUUCGUUCGCUAUCGGCUUCGGCUCCGACAAAUGGGUGUACAGGAACCUAACUAUCGACAAUAAUCACCUCUUCUCCCGCCAGUAUAUUUACAGGUUCUGAAAACGCUUCCUGAUAAACUCAAGGCUGAGAUCGCCAUCCACGUUCACUUGGAUACGCUCAAGCAAGUGAGAAUUUUCCAAGAUUGUGAACCGGGGCUCCUGGUCGAACUUGUGCUCAAACUUACGCUUCAGGUGUUCAGCCCCGGCGACUUCGUGUGUCGCAAGGGUGACGUGGGCAAGGAGAUGUACAUCGUCAAGCGCGGCAGCCUCUCCGUGGUCGCUGAUGACGGCAAAAAAGUCUUCGCAACCCUUGGCGCCGGCAGCGUCUUUGGCGAGGUUUCCAUCCUAAACAUCGCUGGCAACAAGACAGGCAACAGACGCACGGCAAACGUGCGCUCUGUAGGAUACUCGGACCUCUUCUGCCUGUCCAAGGAUGAUCUGUGGGAUGCGCUUACCGAGUGUUCGUCUGACAACGAUUUGGCCGUCACAGAGAGCACGCUGGACGCGUUGAGCACGCGUCUGGCACGUCUGCUGGCAGAAUAUUCGUCCAUGUGCCAGCGCACCAAACAGCGCCUCACACGCCUCGAACAGCGCUAUAGCGCCGGACACAACUCUGCCAGGUACAGCUUGGUGCGAGAUAAGAGCUAA
Molecule: messenger RNA, 1328 nt
Organism: Hyalella azteca
Lineage: Eukaryota; Metazoa; Arthropoda; Malacostraca; Amphipoda; Hyalellidae
Gene: CngA
Product: cyclic nucleotide-gated cation channel subunit A-like
Biological process (GO): monoatomic cation transmembrane transport
Cellular component (GO): intracellular cyclic nucleotide activated cation channel complex; plasma membrane
Molecular function (GO): intracellularly cAMP-activated cation channel activity; protein-containing complex binding; cGMP binding
Source: RefSeq, a predicted model, not a curated record